GAUCAUGGUAUCCUUGAAUCAUGAAACACAGGCAAUCUUCAAUUCACGACCUCCUUUUAUCACAUUAUGGAGCAGCACAUUAGCAACAUCUGCCAACAAAAAAUGGCAAUGACAGAUCAGGAAACAUAUGGUUCAUCUUUACAAGAAAAGGGCAAUGCUUGUUCAUUGAGGAGGUUCUGUUUCUUUCUCCUUUUCUUUGUCUGUCUUACAGUAGCAGUACUUGGAGCAGCUGCUGGAAUCAUCUUCUUCCUGCUGAAACCCCGGAAGCCGGAAUUCUCUCUGCAUACAUUGCGCUUUGACUCCUAUAAGCUAGAAGAGUCGUCAACCUCUGAUCUCUACCUCUCUUCUAACCUCUCCCUAAUGCUGAACGCCUGGAACAGCAAUAAGUUCGGUAUAGGAUACGACCCGUCGAGAUACAGUGUUCUCUACAGAGGGAUUCCAAUUGGAGUCGGCCAGAUGCCAAGCUUUUAUCAACCAGAACACAGUCAGAAUGUUAGUGUGGAAAUGCAGUUUGUAUUAGAUCGGCUGAAUCUACAUCAAGUGGCUAAAGAAGGCUUCCUGAAUAACUUCACUAGCACAAAUGGCCUUGUACAGAUGAGAUUCAUAGGAAGCGUCAGAGCACAUGCACGUAUUUUGCAUAUCAAUUUGCCAAAGGUUAAGGUUGCAGUUGACUGUCAAAUAGAUGUCAGCUAUGAGGAUAUUGUGCUCAACGAGAGGGCCUACGAAUCAUGGAGCAGCAUCAAGGCUACAUCUAUGUAUUUCCCAUCUCUGAAGAAGAAGUGCUCCACAGAAUUGGAAAUCUAGUUGGACGUUUUCUUCUCCCUCUUAAGUUAAUCUUUUUGUGAUAAGCCAAAGUAAAACCUGGUUGUCAUUGGGCUGGCGAGAACACCCUGUGUGUCUGUGUGUGUAGGCCUCGCUGGUAAGUGCCUGCAAUGGCCUAAGGCGACCAACCCCGUUCGGUCUCAUUACAAUUGUAUAGGUAGAUGAUUAAAGAAAGUCGCUCCCCUCGAGGUUCGGACUCGUAAGGUGGAGAUGUGUUCAAACCGCGUGCUCUCCUCACCGCCAAUAGCUAAAAGAGGGCAGGCACCAUUGUAACCAACAUUUCAUUCAUUGUCAUGGCCAUAUUUGCUCUUGUUUACUGCUCUUGUUCGGUAAAUCUGUAUCUGCUUACAUGUAUCUUAAGGACAGUACCUUUAAAA
Nymphaea colorata (pocket water lily) is the source of this 1199-nucleotide messenger RNA. RefSeq lists its product as uncharacterized. Gene Ontology annotation, cellular component: plasma membrane. The transcript is spliced from 3 exons. The coding region runs from base 67 to 804 and encodes 245 amino acids. The record is from RefSeq and is a predicted model, not a curated record. Lineage: Eukaryota; Viridiplantae; Streptophyta; Magnoliopsida; Nymphaeales; Nymphaeaceae.